This is a messenger RNA of Metarhizium album ARSEF 1941, 921 nucleotides long. Its product is annotated as ATP phosphoribosyltransferase. Bases 1 to 921 code for a protein of 306 amino acids. Gene Ontology annotation, molecular function: ATP phosphoribosyltransferase activity; magnesium ion binding. The transcript is spliced from 2 exons. Gene Ontology annotation, cellular component: cytoplasm. The record is from RefSeq and is a predicted model, not a curated record. Gene Ontology annotation, biological process: L-histidine biosynthetic process. Lineage: Eukaryota; Fungi; Ascomycota; Sordariomycetes; Hypocreales; Clavicipitaceae.
AUGGAUGUAGAGGGCCGGUUGAACCAAGCUGCGUUGAAUUUGCUGGAAGGUGCCGACAUCCAAUUCCGUCGCGAAAACCGACUUGAUAUCGCUCUCGUCAAAAACCUGCCAAUCGCCCUCAUAUUCUUGCCUGCAGCGGACAUUCCAACCUUUGUCGGCCAGGGCCGUGUUGAUUUGGGCAUCACGGGAUGGGACCAGGUCAAAGACCAUGAUGCAUCUGUGCGUGCCGUCACAAGUAGCGGUGUGGAUACUGACGGGACGCCGGACUGCGAAAUGGUCAUGGAACUGGGCUUCGGCGCAUGCAAGCUUCAAGUGCAAGUCCCAGAGAAGGGCAAGUACAUCACCGGCCAGGACCUUAUUGGCAAAACCAUUGGCACCAGCUUUGUGCACCUAGCUACCGAAUAUUUCGCACGACUGGAGGCGAAGGAUGCCGGCCACGAUGCCCUAUCCGAUUCUACGCAAAAGCUGCAGACCAAGAUCGUUGAGCUGAGCGGCAGCGUCGAAGCUGCCUGUGCCUUGGGAGUCGCUGACGGAAUUGUUGACCUCGUUGAAUCCGGCGAAACCAUGCGUGCUGCUGGCCUGAAGGCUGUAGAUACUGUUUUGGAAUCGACAGCUGUGCUUGUCAAGUCUCGGGCACCGUCAAACGCAGACAUGGUUGACCUGAUUGCUUCGAGAAUCCGGGGGGUCAUUACUGCGCAACAGUACGUAUUGUGUCAGUACAAUAUUGAAAGACGGCGGCUUCCCGAUGCAAGUAAAAUCACCCCCGGGAAACGAGCGCCGACCAUUACCACUCUUGACGCUGAGGGAUGGGUUGCAGUCAGCUCUAUGGUAGAAAAAAAGAGGAUUGCCCUCGUAAUGGACGACCUGACCCGGGUUGGCGCCCAAGAUAUCCUCGUCCUGGACAUCCACAACACGCGAUGA